Messenger RNA from Folsomia candida, 626 nucleotides. RefSeq lists its product as uncharacterized. The record is from RefSeq and is a predicted model, not a curated record. Bases 153 to 467 code for a protein of 104 amino acids. The transcript is spliced from 3 exons. NCBI's taxonomy places the organism in Eukaryota, Metazoa, Arthropoda, Collembola, Entomobryomorpha, Isotomidae.
AAAAUAGCGGCCCCGUCUCCAGCCGAUACCACUGCUCUCCAGGAAAGUCGUCGUACAAGAUCUAUUUUUAGAAUCACCGCACGUCUGUUGACAAACAAAACGCUAUUUACGCCAUACGCUUGGAACCUUUUUGUUUUUGAUAAAUAAGGAAAAUGGACGCCCGAGAAGCGAGGACUUACGUGAUGAGCAACCCCCCAACGGACCCCGUGCUGGCCGAGAGACGCCCAAGUCUUCUUGGCCGAUUAUUCCGAAGGUCGUCUUCCCUCUCGGAAUCGGACGCGAACCCUGUACCGGCAGCAAUUCCGGUCAUGAAACCCCAACAAAACCAGCCCAAUGGUCAACCGGAGAUGGUUCGACGUGUGUCCAUCACAGAAGCCGUCCAAGCACAGUUCGGAACAUCGCCACCAGCUCAGCAACAGAUCAGGCCCAAUCCGGUCAUUGAUCAUGAGUUUGGAAUUUACACAUGAAAAUUCCAAUUUCCACAAAAAAAAUCGCUUAUAUUAAACGCGUAGCUUUUAUUAUUUAGAAGAUUCUUAGAAUUGUUUUGUAUAUAUCGUUUACAGAAAAUAUACCCGUGAUUAAAAUGACAAGUAAAAUUUGUGACACACAAAUAUUUAUUAUUGAGA